UCAGUAUUGAAAUCUUCCAGCUGAGAAGGCUGAAGAUAAAUGCGAGUGCUAUUAAUUAUAAAUUUAAUAUAUUGAUUAUAAAACAAUUAUUUAAUAUAAACCGAAAUCGUAUUUCGUUUAAUACAAAAAAAUUUUAAACAACAAAAAAUGGCCGCAACUGUGAGAUUUUUGCAUACGCAGAGCCGAAAAGCAGCUCAAUAUGCCAUUGACAUACAAUCACGACAAUUUCAUGCCUCCUGCUAUACGGCUUCCAAGGUAGCACUAUCCAAAUUUGAUUCAGAUGUGUUUAUGCCUUACGACAAAUUAAACAAAAAUUUAGAAAUUGUCAAGGGACGUUUAAAUCGCCCUCUGACUUUAUCUGAGAAAAUUCUAUAUUCUCACUUGGAUAAUCCAAAGAAUCAAGAAAUCACCCGCGGCACCUCAUAUCUGCGUUUGCGUCCUGAUCGUGUUGCUAUGCAAGAUGCCACUGCUCAAAUGGCUUUACUGCAAUUUAUCUCAUCAGGAUUGAAGAAAGUAGCUGUUCCAUCAACUGUACAUUGUGAUCACUUGAUUGAAGCUCAAAUUGGUGGUGAACAAGAUUUGAAACGUGCUAAGGAUUUAAACAAGGAGGUAUACAAUUUUUUGGCUUCCGCAUGCGCUAAAUACGGUCUAGGUUUCUGGAAACCAGGCAGUGGUAUUAUUCAUCAAAUUAUACUUGAAAACUAUGCUUUCCCCGGUCUUUUAAUGAUUGGUACUGAUUCUCAUACACCCAAUGGUGGUGGUUUGGGCGGUUUGUGUAUUGGCGUUGGUGGUGCUGAUGCCGUUGACGUAAUGGCAAACAUACCAUGGGAACUAAAAUGUCCGAAAGUUAUUGGUGUACAUUUAACUGGCAAGAUUAGUGGUUGGACUUCACCUAAAGACGUUAUUUUGAAGGUUGCUGAUAUUUUAACUGUUAAGGGUGGCACUGGUGCUAUCAUUGAAUAUCACGGCAAAGGUGUUGAUUCAAUUUCUUGCACUGGUAUGGCUACAAUUUGUAAUAUGGGUGCUGAAAUUGGAGCAACUACUUCAGUGUUUCCAUUCAACGACCGCAUGGCAUCUUACUUAACAUCUACCGGACGUUCCGGCAUUGCUGGUGAAGCUAAGAAAUUCCAACAAAAGAUUUUAUCUCCUGACAAAAACUGCGAAUAUGAUGAACUUAUUGAAAUCAAUCUCGAUCAACUUGAACCCCACGUUAACGGCCCAUUUACACCAGAUUUGGCACAUCCUAUUAGUAAAUUGGGUGGCAAUGCUAAGAAGAAUGGUUAUCCAGUUGAUAUUAAAGUAGGAUUGAUUGGCUCAUGCACCAACUCUUCAUACGAGGAUAUGGGUCGUUGUGCUAGCAUUGCCAAUGAUGCUAUGAGCCAUGGUAUUAAGUCGAAAAUUCCAUUCAAUGUCACACCCGGUUCUGAACAAAUUCGCGCAACAAUUGAACGUGACGGUAUAUCUGAAGUAUUUUCCAAAUUCGGCGGCACUGUAUUGGCCAACGCUUGUGGUCCCUGCAUCGGUCAAUGGGAUCGUAAAGACAUAAAGAAGGGUGACAAAAAUACAAUUGUUACCUCUUACAAUCGUAACUUCACUGGACGUAAUGAUGCUAACCCAGCUACACAUGCUUUCGUUACCAGCCCUGAAUUGGUUACAGCACUUUCUAUUGCUGGUCGUUUAGAUUUCAACCCCCUUACUGAUGAACUUACAGGUUCCGAUGGCAAGAAAUUUAAAUUGAAAGCACCAUUUGGUGAUGAAUUGCCUUCUAAGGGCUUCGAUCCUGGCAUGGAUACUUAUGAUGCACCACCAGCUAGCGGUGAAAGCGUAAAAGUCGAUGUUGAUCCCAAAAGUCAACGCUUACAAUUGUUAGAUCCUUUCGAUACAUGGGACGGCAACGAUCUUAAAGAUUUAACUGUUUUGAUUAAAGUCAAAGGAAAGUGUACAACUGAUCACAUCUCAGCAGCUGGACCUUGGCUAAAAUAUCGUGGUCACUUGGACAACAUCUCAAACAACAUGUUCAUUGGUGCUACCAACUACGAAAAUAAUGAAAUGAAUAAAAUCAAAAAUCAACGCACUGGAGAGUGGGGUGGUGUACCCGAUGUAGCACGCGACUACAAAGCUAAUGGCAUUAAAUGGAUAGCUGUUGGUGAUGAAAACUACGGUGAGGGCUCAUCUCGCGAACAUGCCGCUCUUGAACCACGUCAUUUGGGUGGUCGUGCUAUUAUUGUGAAAUCAUUCGCCCGUAUUCAUGAAACAAAUUUGAAGAAGCAAGGUUUAUUGCCAUUGACAUUUGCUAAUCCUGCUGAUUACGACAAGGUUCAACCAACCAGUAAAAUCUCACUGUUAGGUUUAAAGAGUUUGUCACCUGGUAAACAAGUAGAAUGCGAAAUUAAGAACGGCAGUAAGGUCGACAAAAUCAAAUUGAACCAUACCAUGAAUGAACAACAAAUCGAAUGGUUCCAAGCUGGCAGUGCACUAAAUCGCAUGAAACAAUUGUCUGCAGCUAACUAAAUUUACUGUAUCCCAUGCAUGCAUGUCCCCUAUCCCUUUCGUAUAGUUAUGUCCCUUGUCAUGAAACUUUAGUUUAAAUAUACUUACUUUUUUAAUUGUAAUAGCGAAGCAGGCAACUAUGCCAUCAUCAGGUCAUAUAUUAAUUUAGUUUUGUUUUUUUUUUUUUUUUGUAACAAUUUUAA
Messenger RNA from Teleopsis dalmanni, 2693 nucleotides. RefSeq names its product probable aconitate hydratase, mitochondrial (gene mAcon1). The coding region runs from base 148 to 2511 and encodes 787 amino acids. The transcript is spliced from 6 exons. Gene Ontology annotation, cellular component: cytosol; mitochondrion. Gene Ontology annotation, molecular function: aconitate hydratase activity; 4 iron, 4 sulfur cluster binding. The record is from RefSeq and is a predicted model, not a curated record. NCBI's taxonomy places the organism in Eukaryota, Metazoa, Arthropoda, Insecta, Diptera, Diopsidae. Gene Ontology annotation, biological process: tricarboxylic acid cycle.